This is a messenger RNA of Tachyglossus aculeatus (Australian echidna), 1497 nucleotides long. RefSeq names its product family with sequence similarity 98 member B (gene TSLIG3B). The transcript has 8 exons. Lineage: Eukaryota; Metazoa; Chordata; Mammalia; Monotremata; Tachyglossidae. The record is from RefSeq and is a predicted model, not a curated record. Gene Ontology annotation, cellular component: tRNA-splicing ligase complex. Bases 33 to 1307 code for a protein of 424 amino acids.
UGCGGAGGGUUUUGGGGGCGCACCGCCGGAGCAUGACAGGGCCUCGCCCGCAGCCCCUGCCCGACCCCCGGCCCCCGGGACCCAUGGAGGGGGACGUACUGGACGCCCUGGAGGCGCUGGGGUACCAGGGGCCUCUGCUGGAGGAGCAGGCUCUGGUGGCGGCGGUGGAGAGCGGGCUGUCCAGCCCAGCGUUCUCUGAGCUCUGCAUCUGGCUUGGCGCCCAGAUCAAGCCGCUGGGCCACUUGGAAGAGAGCAUCACCUCCGCAGCAGGUGGAGAAGACAUAGAGAGCUUCCAGCUGGAAGUGAGCGGGUUCCUGAAGGAAAUGGCCUGCCCCUACGCAGCUCUGGUCUCCGGCGAGAUCAAAGACCGGCUACGGAAGAAGGACGACUGCUUGAAACUCCUCUUGUUUCUGAGCUCGGAGCUGCAGGCCCUGCAGAUCACGCAGAGGAAGCAGCUGGCCGGCGCGCGGGCCGACAAGAAAGGGGAGAUGUACCGCGAAGUCCGGGCCGUGUGUGACACGCUGGGCGUGCCCGAGUUGGCCGCUCCUGACGUCCCCCUCCUCCUGCACAGCGUGGAGGCCAAGGUGCAAGACAUCCUCUCCAAGGUUCACAGUGACCACGUGGGAAAGCCACUGCUGCAGACGGCCUUGAAUCCCGGCCAGGCGGAACGGCUGGAAGCCAUCAACAAGGCCCUCACCAGCGAGUACGAAUGUCGCCGGCGGAUGCUGAUGAAGCGGCUGGACGUCACCGUGCAGUCGUUCGGCUGGUCCGAGAGAGCCAAGGUGAAGACGGACGACAUCGCCAGGGUUUACCAGCCCAAGCGCUAUGCGUUGUCCCCCAAGCCCACCGUCAGCGUGGCCCACCUCCUAGCCGCCCGCGCCGACCUGUCCAAGAUCGUCCGCACCAGCAGCGGCUCCUCCCGCGACAAGACCGCCUGCCCCAUCAAUAAGGUGCUGAUGGGAAGGGUGCCUGACCGGGGUGGGCGGCCCACGGAGAUCGAGCCCCCGCCACCAGAAAUGCCCCCAUGGCAGAAAAGACAGGAAGGUGGAGGCAGAGGGGGCUGGGGUGGGCGAGGGGGUGGUGGGCGAGGUGGGGGCGGGCGAGGAGGUGGAGGCUGGGGCGGUGGGGGUGGAGGCUGGGGUGGGGGGGGCGGAGGUGGAGGUGGAGGCUGGGGCGGUGGGGGCGGAGGUGGAGGCUUUGGGGGUAGGGGAGGCUACGGUGGCGGGCGUGGAGGGAACUACGGUGGGCGCGGGGGGGGCUACGGAGAUCCUUAUGGAGGCGGAGGAGGGGGCUACCGGCGUUAUUGAGGAGGAGGGAGCGGCUGAGGCCGCCACCGCUGGACUGUGCCUGCUGUCUGUCUGUGACGCAAAGCUGGUCUUUUGUGUAGACACUGAGUUAGGGCCCCUUGUGGGUCACCCCCGCCCCUUCCUUGUGUGUCCUUGGAGCAGCCUGGAUUUUUAAAGAAAAAGCAGAAAAGCGAAUAAAAAUGAAUUUGUA